UCUAUCAUUUCAAUUGUCAACUGUGCUGUAAAAUCACUUUCAUAUUGUAUUGAUGUUUCAUACAUUUGAUCUGAACUUACAACAUGGGGCUGAAGGGGAAAGUGAUCAAUCGCCGGGCCGCAAUGAUCGUGUUCGCAAAGCAUGUGGAGCUAUGUCGACAGAUGAAGGUCAAAUGCGACGGGACCAAUCCCUGCAAGCAUUGCUCUCAUUCUUUCAGGAGCUUCUCAAGCCUCGGGAACCAGUGCAUCUAUUGCGUUACACAUCGGAAAAGACACGCCGACCCGGACCACAGAACCUUCGCCAGACCAGGCAAAAAGCCGAGCUUACAGAAGAGCUCGAACCAUGUCGAUGACUCGGAUGCAGACGUUUCGCAGCUUGCUGCUUGUCAGCCAGAAACGCCGGAAGUCAUGCAUGAAGUCGAUAGAGAAGAGGGCCGGCUGGAAGCACGACACCAUGGGUCUUCCGGAGAGCGGUCUUUUAUAGAACGACUGAAGCUAGAACUCGGAGACUCCCCAGGCAUCGGCUUUGAAAGCAGAUUGCGCGUGAAAGAGCGACUGGCUCCCAGGCUGUUUCUGCUAGGAGCCCCAAAUUGCUUAUCGAGGACUUCUGCGCCUCUCCCACAGCGCGAAAGGGCACAGAUCCUAGUCAACCAGGCUUUGGAUGCGCACUUAGUCUACAAUGCUCUGCAUCGUCCCACAUUCACUUCUGUCUUUCAGCUGUUGUACUCUCCCGAUAGAGAAGACUACGGAGAGACAGAGAUUAACCACUUUCCCCUCAUCUACUCGCUGAUGGCGGUAGGCUGCCUAUUUGAGAAACACAACGAACAUCACCCCGCGGAGCCAUUAGGGGGCUCGCUUGCUGAAGGCUGUUACUUCGAAACCUGCCGCGAUAUGGUUGACCUCGAAGCUUGUGAUAAUCUUUUUGCCAUGCAGGCCAUUUUUUUCAUGAAUAUCUUUCUCAUCAGCACAUGUAGAUUAUCUCGGUGCUACACGUAUGUUUCUCAUAUGCUUUCCUUGGCUUUUCGCAUGGGCCUGCACCGUCCCAGUAAGACAGAUAGUCCGGUCGUUGUCGAGACCAAACGAUCUCUUUUCUGGGCUAUAUGGCAACUUUUGGUCACUUUAGCUUCCAUGUGCGGCCUCCCAAAGCCUGUACCUGCUGAUGAGAUAGGGAUGGAUUAUUCCGAGGCUAUAGCCGUUAGUGUUCAGCCAGAUCAAGAAAGUGUAGGGGCUAAGCAGAGCGUUCAGGUCCCAGAAACGAUACCGAUUGUGAGGAGCCUGUAUCCUCCAAGCACUAUGCAGCAUCGGGAUGCGAGCGAGUUAUUGAAGCACUUUGUCACCAAGGAUACCGUUUUCAAAUUCGAGGACGAGCUACGGAGAUGGGCCAAGCACCUUGCAAUUCUUCGCAAAGCCAUCAACUGUACGAAAACGCUCACAAGCUACAGGGCGGAGUACGAACUCUGCAUGACCUUUGCUCAUACUCAAAUCUACCUAUACCGACCGUUCAUGCACUACCUACUUCAAAGUCACAACAUACAGCAAGAAGGCCGAAAUCAUGCACUGGCCGGGAUUCGUGCAAGCUAUAAUAUCAUCCGUCUCGCGCAGGAUAUGCACCGCCAUGGUCUUCUAUUUGGAUCGCAGUGGCGAGUGGCACAUAUGAUCUCGACAUCUGCACUCACACUUCUGUACGUUCUUCUUAUCGAUAAGACCUCUAAAAUGGUGCGAUAUCUUGAGGCCGAGCUGGAUAUAGCCAGGGCCAUGCUCAUCACUCUUCGACCUUAUUGUAUCCACUCGCAACGUACGCACAUCGCCUUGACGGUAUGCUAUGUUCUAUGA
Molecule: messenger RNA, 1832 nt
Organism: Aspergillus fijiensis CBS 313.89
Lineage: Eukaryota; Fungi; Ascomycota; Eurotiomycetes; Eurotiales; Aspergillaceae
Product: Zn(II)2Cys6 transcription factor
Exons: 5
Coding region: 84-1832 (582 amino acids)
Biological process (GO): positive regulation of transcription by RNA polymerase II; DNA-templated transcription
Cellular component (GO): nucleus
Molecular function (GO): DNA-binding transcription factor activity, RNA polymerase II-specific; zinc ion binding; sequence-specific DNA binding
Source: RefSeq, a predicted model, not a curated record